AUGUACGCGGAUGAUAUAACUCUCUGGGUCAAUCCCCGCGAUGCACCACGCGAUACUCACACCACCAUAGCCACAGUACAAAAGGCUCUCGACACCCUCGACCGGUGGUUACCUGCUACAGGAAUGAAGCCAUCACCAGAGAAGACUGCGGUCCUACUGAUUGGCGGCCUUCCUCAACUCCGGGCGCAAGUCAGUCUGACCCUCGCAGGGAAACCCAUCCACCGACCAGAGGAGCGCUGGAUUCGCAUUCUCGGAGUUCCCAUUCAUGAAGAGGGAGGCGUCGGGGAAUGGCUCAGCCAACUUCAGGCUUCGUGGAAACAGCACCUCCAUCUCAUCCGACGCAUCGCCACGCGUUUCGGGGGAGCAGGCCUGGUGACCAACUGGGAGGCGGUCAGUCCGUGCGUGCCGUCCAUGAAGAAGGAGCUCCUGUUCGCGGGGCCCAUGGGCCUGUUCGCCUUCGUCUCCGGCUGCGUCUUCGUCGACAGGGAAAACUCCGAGAGGGCCAGGGAGACCCUCAACCGAAGACUGGAGGACGUCCGCAGCGGGAAGACAAGCAUCCUGAUAUUUGCCGAGGGAACGCGAAAUGAAGAGCCCAAGCUGCUGCCUUUCAAGAAGGGUGCCUUCCAUAUGGCUGUGCAGUGCCAGGUUCCCAUUGUUCCCCUGGUAAUUUCGCGCUAUUCGAGCUUCUUCAGCACGAAAGAGAAGAAGUUUAAUGCAGGUCACGUCCGUAUCACUGCCCUACCAGAAGUGAACACGGAAGGAAUGGGUCCGAACGACGUGGCGGACCUCGCGAGCAUGGUUCAGGACAUCAUGCAAACGGCCAUCGACAAUGAACUGACCGCUGAAGAGACACGGCGCUUUAGGGGGUCCUACGCGGCUGCACUGUCGGCAUCAUAGUCGGCCGCCUCGUUUUUUAUACGUAGAGUUUUUUGUUUGUUUUUCUCAAUAAUUGGGGUCUUUUUGCGCCAGCUAUGCG
Messenger RNA from Ixodes scapularis (black-legged tick), 976 nucleotides. RefSeq lists its product as uncharacterized. The record is from RefSeq and is a predicted model, not a curated record. Gene Ontology annotation, biological process: phosphatidic acid biosynthetic process. Gene Ontology annotation, cellular component: endoplasmic reticulum. Gene Ontology annotation, molecular function: 1-acylglycerol-3-phosphate O-acyltransferase activity. The transcript has 5 exons. NCBI's taxonomy places the organism in Eukaryota, Metazoa, Arthropoda, Arachnida, Ixodida, Ixodidae. Bases 1 to 897 code for a protein of 298 amino acids.